Chara braunii is the source of this 4240-nucleotide messenger RNA. The record is from the annotation of a GenBank genome assembly. Lineage: Eukaryota; Viridiplantae; Streptophyta; Charophyceae; Charales; Characeae.
GGGAUUGGAUUUGAAUGAUCGUCGGUCGAUAUGUGACAACACUGACACAAGUCCAGAGGGAACAGCCGGGAGAUUUGAUGGGGUUGUUUGUUAUGUAGGCAGAGGUAUGACCUACAUCUCCUUGUAGCCACUUUGAACACCGUGCCGCUUUCCGGGUUGAUGCUUCUUCUUUGUUGAGUGUGAAAGGCGAGUGCGCCACUCGCCUUUCACACUUCAAAAAAAAAGCAAAAACCUUUUGAUUCCUAAACAACUCAUGGUGUUGGUAGCAUGUCGAUAUGUGGUGGGGUGUGCACUUUUCGCCCCUUGACUGUCUUCGGAGUUGGAAGCGCAUUCGGAGUCUGCGUUGACCGAUCGUCCAUCUUGCGCACGAUCUUCGAUAAAAAAAAACAAACAAACAGAUUUUCGACGACGUGCACUCUGGAUAUGGUGCAUGGACUGGCGAGGCUUCCUCCUCUCUUCUGGUGUAUGCGGUAGCGGGUAGCACGAGUUCGUAGCGGAAAAUGCAUGCAUGCUAGAUUCACAUCCUCAUCUGCACUGGUAUUCUUGGUCGCUGCGGUGGAUAGGUGCGGUGGCGCGUAAGAGCAUUUCCGUCGGCACAGCGUGGACGUGGAAUUGUGAAGUCGUUGACAAUGGGUUUACUUAUGUUCAGUCAAAACAGAGGUUCGGCAGAGCAACUGGCGAAGGUGGCGACUUCGACACAAGGCAAGUUCUUGAGGUUUCUUCUGUUGAUGACGGUCGGUCUGGCGGUCGUCUCUUGCGUUGCUUAUGCAAUGUUUGGCCUGGCUUUUCCUGGGGGAAAGUCGGGGGGGGGGGACGCUGACGUGCAGGAAUGGUUUGAUAUCCCGGACAAAUCAAACUCCGAUAGCAUUGCCAUGGAGGUAGUCAGGAUGCAAAUGAAGAAUUUGGCUGGCAGGGGUGUUUCUGUUUGCGUACAGCAGUGCAUGAGUGCUGCUGGGCCUCCCUGUGUUGAGCCUGGAAGAGGACUUGAGACGCGCGAUGCUGAUGGAAAGCCACCUUCAGGCAGUGAAAGCGAUGGGUACCCCCUUCUAUGGCAGAAAGUUCGGUCAAAGGCGGAGCUUGGCAUGGAAGACACAGAACAGCCAACCAACAAUGACGGAGCGGCAAAUCGCCAGGGCACGAAUGAUGCAGCGUCAGAUCGUCAGGCUGCCGACCAUGGAGCGUCAGAUCAUCAGGCUGCCGACCAUGGAGUGUCAGAUCGUCAGGCCACCAACCAUGGAGCGUCGCAUCGUCAGGCCACCGACCAUGGAGCGUCAGAUCGUCAGGCCGCCGACCAUGGAGCGUCAGAUCAUCAGGCCACCGACCAUGGAGCAUCAGAUCAUCAGGCUGCCAACCAUGGAGCGUCAGAUCGUCAGGCCACAGACCAUGGAGCUUCAGAUCGUCAGGCCGCCGACCAUGGAGCAUCAGAUCGUCAGGCCACCGACCAUGGAGCGUCAGAUCGUCAGGCUGCCAACCAUCGAGCGUCAGAUCGUCAGGCCACCGACCAUGGAGCGUCGGAUCGUCAGGCCAGAAGGAUCGCAGCAGAGGCCAUUGGGCAUGCUAAAACUCGGACAGAAUCCUCUGUCAAUGCAGCUCGUCGGGUUGAGAAAAAGGUAGGGGGUAGUAAUAAAGAGCCUCGGAGAGAAGAACGCGGUAAAAAUAAAGGGCCUCUGAAAGGAGGUGGCAGUCAAAAUAAAGAGCCCCGGAUGAUGAACUUUGUCGAAAAGUUUAAGAAGUUUGUGCCACCGAACAGUGGCAAAAGAGAUCACAUGUACUACAAACUGGCGCAGGAUGACAUUGAUCUCUUGGAACUUGCAACGACGAAGGCAAACUACAUGCCGCGGGUGGCGUUGCUGUUUCUCACGGAAGGGCCACUCGGCCCAGCGCCAGUGUGGGAAAACUAUCUCCGUGGGUACGAGGAUCUCUAUUCCAUUUAUGUGCACCAAAUGCCGCGCUUCGAGUUUCCGCAAAACGAUUCCAAACUCUUCGCCAGAAGGGUGAUACAGAGCGAGAAUGUCGAAUGGGGUCGGAUGGACGUGGUGGACGCGCAGCGACGACUGCUAGCGAAUGCUAUCAUGAACCCGUUGAAUCAGCGCUUUAUUUUCCUCUCCGACUCCUGUGUUCCCGUGACGGACUUCCUCUUUAUGUACCACUACCUUAUCGAUACCUGUGACAGUUUUGUCGAGAGCGCGCAGGCCAGAGGGCAAGCGCAGGCUGGAGAGCAGUAUGAUGCGAAGGGGAAACCGAUCGUCAAAAGAGAGGGUGUCCAGUUUCGAUCGCAGUGGUUUACCUUGACGAGGAAACAUGCAGCUCUCAUCGUGCAGGACCGGACAUACUAUCCCGCGUUUGCGUGGAACUGUGUGGGGGUGGCAGAGAGGACUGACGGCUUCUGCGUCCCGGGAUUUUCACGAUGGUGCAGACGAGAAACCCGUGUUAUUUGCGACCGUCAUGAGCAGUACAUUCAAACCGUUAUACGUAAUCUUGCGUCUCACGAGCUCAACCAACGAUCCGUAAUGUGGGCAUCGCAAGAGGGGUCGUGGGAUGCACAUGCUGUCUCUUGGACUGCUGAGAAACUAAGGGCCAAUGGCUCACUAUUGGAGUCUAUCCGGGAGCAGAAAAAUUGCCUGUGGAAUGGCCAGGAGAAGGAAUGCUUUUUGUUUGCACACAAAUUCACAUCGGACGCUGUGCCUCUGCUCCUUGAGAAGGGGAAACAGCUAGGACUUUGGAGAUCAUAGGAAGGUCUACGUCUGUUACAUAGGUUGUUUUUCCACUCUUCUUUACUUCUCUUGGCUUUGCUCACCCACAUAUUUCUGCCUAUUCCCUCCCUCCCUCCCUUCUUUCUUACUCUCCUUCAUCUCCUUCUCUGUGCUAUGCUCACCCACACGUUUCUGCUAGUGUGUGUGUGUGUGUGUGUGUGUGUGUGUGUGUGUGUGUCUUGCCCCAUACAUACCCUCCUCUUCACUGAUGCAUGGACACUUUCUUGCUCGUUCUCUUUGUGUCUCCCAUGCUGUUUUUAUGGCAACGUGUUUGCAGUCUUCGACUCCUCUCUUCCCUUGGCGAGCGUUAGUCCAAAUGCAGACAAGUAUCAUCCUCUACCCUUGUACAAAUGGGGCACUGGUUUUGGUCACACUCUCUUCGCAUCAGGUACACACCCUUUAGGGUGGGAUUACUAACAGAUUUCCUUGUUUCCAUCAUUUUCAUGUUCUUUCCCACAUUCAGUUGAUUCCUACUUACCCCCUCUCUGGCUCGCUUUCCUUGAGAGGCCUGCUCCCUGUUCCAUCUCCCCCUCCCCUCCCCUCCCCUCCCCUCCCCCACCCCAAAAGGAAAAACAGGAUAAUUGUCACACUGUGUUCUUCCACAUGAUGCUGACCUGACUCCCUUCAGCUUGUGGAGGGUGUUUCUGAGACAACAGUGGUUUGUUCAUAAGCCCUCUUCAUCACGUCGUGCUGCUUGUGCCCAUUGCCUUCCCAUCUGCCAUCUGAUUAGCCCUUGGUGAACGGGGUGGGGGCCGAGGGGCCGAGGGGGAGGAGAGAGGUUUAAACGACCAGAACACGCGGGCCUGGAGGCAUUUCACUGUGUGCUGAGCUUUUCCAAAUUGCCAGUGGGGUACUUUUCUCCUUUUUGGGCUGGGGUGCUGCCGGCCGUUGUGGUUCCGUCGCCCUGAGCCUCCGAUAUUUUCAUCGUCGAUGAAAGAUUUUUCCACAAGUCGGGGCCUGUGUUCUUCCGGUUUUCAUGCAUCUCGACCAGCGGCACGGUUUCGCUAGCUGCAUGCUGCCCCUUUCAUAUCCUUUGGACAUCUCAGACAGAAAUUGAAGUUGAAAGAAUUUAACAUGAAAGAUUAAACAAUGUAUACGGUCUCAAUUACCAGAGUAUACGUUCUGAAAUCUCGUAGUCUCCGCCCUGCCCUGAACCUAGAGAGAGCACUUUUUUUAAGUUUUUUUUUAAGUAGCAAGACUGACAGUCUUUAACAUUUCAAGCAUCGUACAGAGCGCUUUUUCACACGGACAAAAACUGGCAGGCUUGUAGAUUUAUGUACCAUACACAGAACAGUUUUUUCAGAAGGAAAACAAAAAUGAAAAACGUUUUGCGGAUCGAAAACUGGCAGUCUUUUUGAAAUUAGGCCACCAUCGCGUUGUUAUUAAUAUGUUUGUCGCCAUUGCCAGUAAUAACUUGAUAAGCCACGCCAGAAUAAUUUUGGCUCCAUUUAUUCUGCCGCCCACCAGAAUAAAUGCAGCCAUGAGUC